Nomia melanderi (Alkali bee) is the source of this 9770-nucleotide messenger RNA. NCBI's taxonomy places the organism in Eukaryota, Metazoa, Arthropoda, Insecta, Hymenoptera, Halictidae. The record is from RefSeq and is a predicted model, not a curated record.
UUUUCGCAUGACACCGCCCUUGUAGAACGCAUCGCGGGCCGCACGACCAAUACACUGGCAGAGUCAGUUGUGUAUCGGGUUCGAGUUGUUCGGGUUGUUCGUCGUCGGUCUCUAUCCUUUUCGCGGUUACGGGUUGCCACACUCGGACAUCACCGUGCGGCGGUAGUCCAUCAAUGAAUAAUCGCGCCGUUUGUCGCAUACUGAGAACCACUGACGUUCCGUAUAAUUCAUGCCAAGGCGGAGACAAGCGCUCCGUAGGUGUGUGAUGUGGUUCAAUUCGGAAACCUCCUCGACCGUCGCUCGGGGAUAUUCGGAGAUCGUACGCAAAAUAUGUGCCGGGAAUAAUGGUGGUAACGGCUCGUUAAUAACACGAGUAACGCGAACACGAUCGUAACGACGGAAGGUGCCGGUGAACGAGAGUCCGUGUUGUUCGGUGAUCAAUGAACUUUACGUUGCUGUAUGUUUGGGGCGUGCUGCCACUGUUACCUAUUAAGCCGGCAGACAUGACUACGUAAUAGGAAAUUACACGUAAAAUUUUCACUAGGAAAAUAAAGAUAACUGAUUGAUCUGCAGUUGAAGUUAGAUGACUAAAAAUGAAUGAUAUAGAAAGUUUAAGCAUGAAGGGCAGUGGAGGUUCUAAGAUGCCUCACAGUCAUUCGACUCCGGCAGGUGUGGAUGGGGGUAGUAGAACUCCUCCCACAACACCUAGAAAAGCUGGGAAAAUGCUCGCUGUUCGUGUACAAAUGUUGGACGAUACGAUUACAAUGUUUCAAGUUCAGGCGAAAGCACUAGGCAGGGUACUGUUCGAUCAAGUUUGCAAACAGUUGCAUCUUCUGGAAGCCGACUACUUUGGACUCGAGUAUCAGGAACCCAAUGGAACUAAGUACUGGUUGGAUUUAGAGAAGCCUGUUUGCAGACAAGUCGGACUUUCGUUGAUAGAUCCCCUUUUAAGAUUUUGCGUUAAAUUUUAUACACCGGAUCCGGCGCAGCUGGAGGAGGAGUUCACAAGAUAUUUAUUUUGCCUUCAAAUCAAACGAGAUUUGGCGCAGGGUUUACUGCAAUGCAACGAUAACACGGCAGCUUUGAUGGCCAGCUAUAUUGUUCAGGCGGAAUGCGGGGAUUACGUAAUAGAGGAUUAUCCGGAUCACACAUACCUAUCGACAUACAAAUUUGUACCUCAUCAAGAUCAAGAACUGGAACGUCGCAUCAUGGAGAAUCAUAAGAAACACGCAGGCCAAUCUCCAGCGGAAGCUGAUUUGAAUCUUUUGGAGACAGCGCGUCGUUGCGAACUGUACGGAAUGAAAAUGCAUCCGGCGAAGGAUCACGAGGGUGAUUCCCUGAACUUGGCGGUGGCACACAUGGGGAUCGUAGUCUUUCAAAAUUUCACGAAAAUCAACACGUUCAGCUGGGCGAAGAUACGGAAGAUCAGUUUCAAGAGGAAGCGAUUUCUAAUCAAACUUCAUCCGGAGGGAUACGGUUACUACAAGGAUACGGUUGAAUUCUUUUUCGAGGGUCGCAACGAGUGCAAAAACUUCUGGAAGAAAUGCGUGGAGAAUCACGGGUUCUUCCGUUGCUCUGUGGUGAAGCGAGUCGUACGGCAAAAGACGCGAGUUCUGAGUCGUGGUUCGUCGUUUAGGUAUAGUGGGAAAACUCAGAAGCAGAUCGUCGAGUUCGUGCGUGACAAUUACGUGAAGAGGCAAACGUUUCAGAGGUCCAAUUCGUUCCGGCAGACUAGCGGUGGUAGGGCAUUGCAGGGCUUGGAGGGGGGAGGCUAUCGUGGGGCCACUCCAAGCAGCUCCCUUAUGGGCAGCUCCAGCAUCUCUGCCCACCCCCUCCUGCCCCUCGGCGAUCCUGCCCUGGAAACCCCAGCUCUGUCUCUGUCAUGCGGCUCGAUGACACUGGAUUCUCCGACGACUGUGACGAGUGUCUCGAUGGGAGGGACGAUUCACCGUCGCGACGACACAGCUACAUCGUUUCGGACUCUUACGUCCAUCGACGUCCAUUCGCCGGCCACCCCCAGCCAGGCACCAGCGUCGCGGCAGCAACAGAUGCUUGUUACCAGCCAUCAGCGGAUUUCAUCAGCAGGUCGUAUCAGCCCCUCUAACAGCAGUCCCCCUGAAUUCCCACCGCCGCGACCCCAGCCCCGACAUCCCUGGCAGCGAUCGGCGAGCUGCCGCGAACUGUACGCGUCCAGUUUCGAGGAUUCAGGUAGAGCGCGUACACGCGAGGACGAGAAACCGUCCGUCGGCGACUCGGUCCCGUUGUUAGAGCCGUUCCGGUUGCCGUCGCAGGGCGAGCUGGACAAUCCGGUGACGCGGUACGACGAGAGCAAUCGGUCGUACAGCGCCGCCAGCUCGAAACUGCCCUCGUUGGACCACGACUCGGUACCGGACCGCGUCUACAGCAGUUCCUAUCCGGGUACCUCGUCGCUGUCCACCGAAUCCGGCCACGAGGAGUCCGGCCCGGCGGGAGAUCUGUCGCACGACGAUCUCUCGCACGAUUCGUACGAGCUUCUGGAACGCGAGCACGAGUUUGAGUACCCGGAGUCGUACUCGAGCCCGCGGGACGAGAUCGAGGCGAUCUCCGAUCGCAGCGACGAAGGGAUCGAGCGCGAGAUGUUCCAAAUGGACGCCGAAACCGAUUCCUUCGUCAAGCAUCGAUCGGUGCGCGCCUCGGACAAACAGCAAUUCAAAUCCGUGCUCGCCGACCUGAAGGGCCAAGCGACUCGAACCAAAUCCAUCGAUCGGUACACGACGGUCGCCGCGAAAUUCGACCCCGAGUACGUCACCGUCGAGUCCAGGAUCCAACGGUCCAGCACGCAGAUCGAACGGAAGUUCGAGACGCGUCACGCGAACUCCGUCGAUCCGCAGACGGUGGUGCAGCUGCAGCAACAGCAGCACCAACAGCAGCUGCAACAGCAGCUGCAGCAGCAGCAGAAGAUCGUGAGCAAGCUGCUGCCUCACCAGGACUCGGCGCGGAAAGAUCCGAUCGUGUCGCAGAUACAGAAGCAAAAGAUGUCCGUGCUUAAUGAGCUGAAGAGCUUGAGGCCGAAGUACCGUAUCACGCACGUCGACUCGGAGGUAUUGCGGGACGAGGGUAUAAUGCGGCCGAAAUCGCGGAUAGACGACGACGAGGCGAGCCCCGUCGAGUCCUCUAGGUCGGCGGUCGCGGCCGAUCGACGGGCGAGAACGGUGCGCGCCCGCAGCAUCGCCAGUCUCGAGGAUCACGUCGCGUCGUGCGUUCACGUGAACACCGGUAGCUUGGGCAGGGAGUUGAGAAACCGCGAGAAGAAGCUCCGCGAGACCGAGGCCCGGCUCGAGUCGACAUUUUCUAGGUUGCAGGAGAAAGAGCGUAAGAUGAUCGCGGACAGGGAGUAUCGUAAACGCGUCGAGAGGGAGUAUUCCAGUGGCGACUGGAAGAAGGAGUGGUUGGUCGGCGGAACGGCGUCUUCGGACACCAGGGAACGACGUUCGACGGAGCGACUGGACUCCCGCGAGGGUCGCAGGUCCUCCGAGCAUCACGUUCGUCGGAGCAUCGAUCGGAUCGACCUGAGGGAGCUCCGCAGGAGCAUCGAGAGGCUGGACGUGCGCGAGAGGAGUUACGAGCGGCUGGACUCGAAGGAGAGGAAUUCCCGUCAGAAUCCGUGCGAGCUUCGCCGCAAGAGCUACGAGCGGCUGGACUCGCAAGGCCUGCGCGGCAGCACCGAGUACUUGAACAAGAGCCCCAAGGAGAGGAGCGGCGGCGCGGGCCACCGUCACGUGGACCGUCGCGAGAGGAGCACGGAACGAUUGGAUUCGAGGGAGAAGCGGCGGGGUCUGCCCCCCAGGAGCAACACCGUGGACUACAAUCAGAGGCACACGUGGGAGAGGUUCGAGAUGGGCCACAAGGGUCCGUUCGACAGAUCCUCCGGCAGAGAGCAACAGCGGGGCAGGAGCGUCGAGAGGUUGUACUCGCAGGAGAGACCGAGCUUCGACUUCACGCCGGUCUCGAUCGAUCGGCUCGAGUCGUUGGAGCGCCGCGAUUCCAAGGACAGAAGCGUGGGCGUGCACGAGAGGCGGUCCGAGUCGAGGGGCGGGGACAGGAAGUCCCUCGAGAGGAUGGAGUCCCGCGAACGGAGGCAGCACGUCGAGAGGAUGGAUUCGUGGGACAGCAGGAACAGGCACGCCUCCGGGGCGGACGCGUGGGAGAGGGGGCGGCAGGCGGAGAACGCGCGGACUGGGCGGAGCCUCGAGUGUAUCGAGCAGGAGGCGUACGAGUGGAGGCGGGACAGCGUCGAGAAGGUCGAGUACAAGGAUACGAGGAAGGGGAAAGCGGGCGCGACGCGGCUCGAGAGAGGCAAGUCCGAGGAGAAGCCCCGGGAGAGAGACGACUGGCGUAGCCUGGAGAAAGCGCGGAAGGACGAGGAGAAACGCGAGAGGGAACGCGAGCGUGAAAGAGAGCGGCAGACGAGGCUGUCGAUGGAGUCGAGGACGGACACGGUGAUCGGCGUGCCGAUGGAGAUGGAGAACCUGAAGGCCAAGACCGUGUUCGAGGAGUACGAACCGAAGAUCGUCGGGGGCGUGGUCUUGGGCUUCGACGACACGAUCCCCGGCCACACCCCCGUCGAGCGAACGAAGAGCGACCCGAACCCCGCUCGACAGAGACUCGGCUCGAACAGCAAGCGUCACAUCCUGAUGCACCAGAAGUCGAUCGACCUGACGCCCGCCGAUUCGGGCGACGAGGACCCAUUCUCGGACAGCGCGGCCAUGCAGAAGGCCAACGUCGAGAUACCGUACACGUUGCACAAGCGUCACGUGAUGAACGGCACCGCCUCCGACGAGAAGUCCGAGUCGGACAGCGGCAAGACCACGAAGAAGCCGGCCCCGCCGAAGGAUCUGCCGAAGCUACCUCUGAAGAUGAUCACGGACAUCACGUGCUUCGACCUGUCGAAGCUGUCGCCGGUGGACAAGUCGGCCGGCGGGAAGGUCUCGUCGCCGGACAAACCGAAGGCGGCCACGCCCACGCGACCGAAGUCCAUACUGAUCAGCCCGUCGGACAAGCCGAAGAGCAUCCUCAGCCCCACCUCCAAGUUGUCGCCCACCGACGCGAAGAGCCUGGUCUGCGGUCUGUCGCCGACGAGCAGGAGCCCGUCGAAGGUGGGCUCGAAGACCGCCUCGCCGGAGCCCAGACAGGCGUCCAGGUCCGCGUCCUUCGACAGAGGCAGGACCGAGAUCGCGAUGGAGGACCGCGUCUGCGUCAAGUCGUCCAGCCUCGACAAGAGACCGUCGCCGUCCAAGCUGUCCCCGAUCGAGCCGAACGUGACCAUCGUGUCGGCGAUCAAGAAACGCUCGCCGAAGGUGUCGCCCACAGACCCGGACAAGACCAUCGUCUCCGUGAUACAGAAGAAACGUUCGCCGGACGGGGGUACCGGCCUGGUGACCGGGCAGAGGUCGUUCGACUCGAGGACGACCGGCAGGCCGCUGAACCUCGCGGACGUGGUCGGCCUCGAGAUGAAGAUGAAGCUGGAGCGUAAAGCCAAGUCCGAGGUCGAGAAGGACAGCCUGAGGACACCGGAGGUCAGUCUGGAGAAGCAGGACAGCAUCGAGAAGAUACCUCUGCCGGAGAUCCCCGCGCCGGCGCUUGACGAGCACGCCGUUCCCUCGCCGGCGGAGGACGCGUCGAAGGCAGCGAAGCCGGCGAAACCACCGAAACCAGCCAAGUCGGCGAUCGAACGGCGAGAGAAGGACUCCGUGGUGCCGCCGCCCGUUCCCAGCACGCCGCCGACCGUCUGCGAGAAACCGAAGGUCCCCGAGAAGCCGAAGAGCCUGGAGAAACCGAGCAUCCCGGAGAAGACGAAGCGCAUCCUGGAGAAGAUCGAAUCGAAGUUCUCCGAGGCGAACCGGAACUCCGCGACGAGGAUCGCCCGGCCGAAGAUCAUCGACACCGGCUUCGACGACUUCGUGGACCCGGUGGCCGACCUGCCGCUCGACGAGGUCCCGGUGAAGCCGGCGCUCGAGCUGGACAGCCUGAAGGUGCCGGAGUUCGUUCCGUUCGCGUCGAGGCCGCACGGCGAGCCGCUCCGCUCGAAGUCUCUGUCCCUCGCCGAGGAGAAAGCGCCGAUCGACACGCUCCUCUCGCCGGAGGUCGAGAACAAGCACUUCGUGACGGACGUCUCGCCGAAGCGCGCGAGGCGGGUCAAGUCCGAGACGAAGAAGGACUUCAAGAAGCAGUCGAAGUCGCUGGAGGGGGACAAGCCGCCGCUGAAGAAGGCCGCGUCGAAAGAGUCGCGCGCCCCGACCGCCGGCGCCUCGAAGAUCGACAAGUCGAAGCUGAAGCUGGGCGAGAUGCCGCAGGAGAUCAUCAUCAUCGACUCGACGGACGUGGUGCCCGAGGUGAGCAUCGUGCAGAAGGCCAGGUCGAAGUCGGUCACCAGGCUGUCGGAGAAGGCGCACUCCGCCUCGAAGGAGGAGAAGGACGAGGCUCCCAAAGGUCGAGCCAAGUCCGCGUCGGUCGACGACGACCUGAUCAAGGCGGCGGCCGCCGCGAAGAUGGAGAAGGCGCGGCCCAAGUCGCUCGGCAUCUCCAAGAGCCUCGGCAGCACCGAGAAGAGGGACUCGACGGAGAAGAUCUCGCCGAAACGGACGAUCGCCGUGAAGGCGGUCUCGAAGAUCGCGGACGCUAAGCUACCGCCCCUGCCGAAGGAACCGCCCAAGGAACCGCCCAAAGAGUCACCCAAGGAACCGCCCAAGGAGUCGCCUAAGGACCCGCCCAAGACACGCAAGUCCGACGGGGACGCCGAGCGACAGCCGUCCGAAGCUGUUCGAGCGGGAACCAACGAGCUGGAGGCGAAGUGGGAGGUCGAGCCUCCGGAGGAUCAACAGCGGAUCGACGCUGGUAAAUCAUCGGAAUCCGGUAAAGCGGGCGAGCCGAAGGAUUCGAAGAAGAGCCCCGUGCCUCAAGAUCUGCCGCAGUCGUCGGUGGUCCUGCGGAAACCCGGUCAGACACCUGUAUUGUUCGCCAGGGCCCGUUUGGGUCUGUCGGAAGGGAGCGGCAUCGGCGCGUUGCAGAGGCAAGGCGCGACCCAGUCGCCCACCUCGCAGAGGAGGGCGAAGUCGUUGGACGCCGCGGUGAUCGCGGUGCACAGGUUGCCGCCGGCGAACGCGUUCUCCAGCAAGGACGACACGGUGGACGUUUCCGAAGACCGGGAAGAGCAGCAGGAAGGCCAGGAGGCUCGCGCGCCGACCGGCGCCGCGGCGUCCAAGCAGCAGCAGUCGAUGCAGAUCGAAGCGUCGCCGAACCACAGAUCCGACAGCACCGACCACACCACCAUCCCCGAGAUCUUCACCGACUCGCUCUCCGUCACGGAGACGUCCGCGCAGUACCUGGAGUCGCCGCUCACCGAGUGCAACGAAAUCGCCGUGACCGUCGACCCGAUCCCCUUCGAGAGAGACGUGGCGGGAAUCGCGGACACCGGGAUUGAGAGAGAGGGCAGGGAGCCGACCACCGCGCUGGAGACGGUCAAGGUGGACGACGGUACCAAGUUCAUCGAUCAGAGCUCCGUGGAGUCGGGUGCCGAGCAGGAGAUCGCCUCGGACGAGCCGGAGAUCGUCGAGUCGCCGAGCGCGAGCAACACCACGGAAGGACCCUUGUCGAGAGUUGGCGCAGAACUCGUGCAGACUCCGUCGGGAUUGAUCGAGGAUAAGAUCCAGGAGGUCGUCGAGGAGAGGGUGGAGGCGGAGGUCAUACGCGAGGAUUCGAAGCCGCCUACGGAAUGGGAGGAUCUCCCGGACGUGACGGUGACGGUGAGUGCGGCGAGAGACGACGGCGAGGCGACCGACUACGUCGGCAGGCCGCUCGACCUGGACGACGGCCAGGACAUGGUCAAGUCCCCUAUACAGAUCUCCAUCGAGGAGUGCUCGGACGACGAGGCGGGCCACAGCGAGGAGCAGGACGACGACUACCGCGACGCUGAGGAGCAGGACACGGACAACCGUCCGCUGGACGACACCAGCGAGGACACGUUGGACGCGUUGGACGCGCUGGACGCGCUGGACACGCAGCUGCGCGGAAGGGGCAUGGACAGCGAGCCCAGCUCGCCGGACUACGGUGUCGAUCGGAUGGACGAGAAGACUCUGGUCGAGGUCGAGCUGACGCCCGAGUAUCUCGAAGCCAGGAGAGGCGAGGAGGAGGAGGUGCCCGCGGAGGAGCUGCCGGAGGACGAGCCGACCGAGGAGAGUUACGGGUUGAAACGACAGUCGCCCACGACCGUCGCGACGGUCGACCGGUUGUCGAUCGACAAGAAGCUUCGACUCAGCAGCGAACGAUCGAGGAGCGAGGAGACGAACACCUGGACGCCGGACCGAGAGGAUCCCGAGUCGAGCUCGUGCUCGAUCGCCCGCCCCCUGGGAAUAGGGCAGAUCCAGCCGAUCGUGGAUCGAAGGGAGUUGGCGGCGAUGAGAGAGGCUCGCGGCGGCACCGGCUCGUUCGGUUCGUUCGGUUCGUUGGAGGAGGAGGCCGAAGGCGGGGCCCAGCCGGGCCCUCGGCCCGACGCCGGCUCCGCGUGGAAGUCCUUCCCGCUGGAGAGCUCCGGCAGCUCGAGCAUCGAGGACGGCUGGCCCGCGCAGGACGAGAGCAACGCGGUCCAAUCGCAGUCCGAGGACAGCAACGGGCAGAACGAGGACAGCUUCCAGGAGGAUCUCGCCGAUUUUCCUGGCAGCUUCGUGUACCCGAUCGGGCCGGACAUCUUGACCAGUUGCGGCACGUUCGCGCUGACGCGGACCCUCUCCAGGAUAUCUGAGAGGUCGACCACGUCGGAGCAGGACAAAAGCGACUUGGAGGACUCGUUCAAGCCGAGCUCGAGGUCCCCGAGCUUGGACGACGAGUCCCUGAUGUCCAGCGACCACCAACCGUCCCUUUCCUCGGACCCGCCCUCCGGGACCGCGCUCCCGUCCGUCUCGGACGACCGGCGGACCUCGUCCGAGCUGCCCGACAUCCCAAUCGACGUCCCCGUCGCCGGGCUCGCCGGCGCGGAGGAGGACGCGAGGUCCCCGAAAUCCGCCAGCAGGCCGAAGCUGUUGACGCAGAGCUCCGACGACUGGCCGUCGCCGCCCAGCUCGCCCGUCUUCGAGCCGGCGGUGGUCAGCCACGUGGAGACCUUCUACAUGGAGAUCAAGCCCGAGGAGGCGGUCAAGGUGACCGUCACCGACAGCACCGACACGCCCGGCCGCGUCGACCACGACAGCGACUCCAGCGACGAGAACCGCACCCUGCACGACGAGGACCUGCAUUCCACCCUGUUGGAGGACGGGCAGAGCUCCACCUCGGGUACCACGGUGGACGGCACCGUGAAGAUCGCCGUCAAGCCGAAGUCCAACUCGUACAUCACCGGCUCCUCCCACAGCGAGGACACCUCGAUGGGCUUGUCCAUGUCCGAGUGGUCCAGCUCGAACAACACCGUCCGCCAGUACUGCCAGUACUCCGGCGGCACCAAGUCCGACGACAACUCUCUCGCGGAGUUGGGCCAGUCGAUCUCCGACUGGUCCGGCAGCACCACCGUCAUCCCCCAGCAGUACUACUCCUCGAUCGCGGUCGAGAAGAGCCAGAGCGACACCACCACCUCGGACAAGAGCGUGACCAGUGGUGAACAGAACAAUCGUUGGAGCUACGCGAACGGCUACGUGAACUCGCCGGCUUGGCACGUGCCACUGCGCGUGGCGCAGAUUCGUAACGUAAUGGUUCACGCAACGCCACGCACCCUCACCAAUCGGUUCAUACCGGCAUACCCACGUUGA